Molecule: messenger RNA, 936 nt
Organism: Rhodamnia argentea
Lineage: Eukaryota; Viridiplantae; Streptophyta; Magnoliopsida; Myrtales; Myrtaceae
Product: stress-related protein
Exons: 3
Coding region: 108-803 (231 amino acids)
Source: RefSeq, a predicted model, not a curated record
AAACCAAGCCCUCGUCUCCUUAUAACGGUUGCCACUUCCCUCAGCGAAGGCGUUCUUCGCAGGCGUCUUUCGCAUCCCCAACGACGUUAGGGUUUUGAGAAAGAACGAUGGCGGAUUCCGAGCCCAAACCGCAAACGGAGAACGUUGAGUACGAUGAGAGGAGGCUCAAGUACCUGGAUUUCGUCCAGAUGGCCGCGAUUUACAUGGUGAUCUGCUUCUCCACCCUCUACGAAUUCGCCAAGGAGAACUCCGGCCCGCUCAGGCCGGGCGUCCAGACCGUCGAGGCCACCGUCAGGACCGUCGUCGGGCCGCUGUACGACAGGUUCCAACACGUGCCCUUCGAGGCCCUCCGCUUCAUCGACUCCAAGGUUGACGAGUACGUGCACGAGCUGGACAGCCUCGUGCCGUCGCUGGUGAAGCAAGCGUCGACCCAAGCCCGAGCCAUGGCGUCGGAGGUGCAGCGCGCCGGCUUUGCGGACGCCGCGAGGAGCGGGUACAAGAGGUUGGAGCCCGCGGCCAGGGAGAUGUACGGGAAGUGCGAGCCUGUGGCGGAGGAGUACGCGGUGGCCAUUUGGCGCCGCCUGAAUGGGAUGCCGCUCUUCCCCCAGGUGGCGGAGAUCGCCGUGCCCACGGUGGCCUAUUGGGCGGAGAAGUACAACAGGGCGGUGUGCUACGCGGCGGAGAGGGACUACCCGGUGUCGGGCUACCUGCCGCUGGUCCCGCUGGAUCGGAUCGCGAAGGCGUUCGACGAGGCGGAGCGUGGGCCCGCCGCCGCGAAUGGGGAGGUUGCGACGGCCCAAUAGCUUUUCCCGCUUUCCAUGAGGCGCGUUUUGCUUUGGAGGUCCCCGUUUGGUUUUGGUUGUUUUCUUCCAGUCUUGUGUGGCCGACGAUGAACGGUAUUUUGUGUGCGAGUGCAGAAACUUGUUACGGUGGAGA